AUGGAGCAUACAACACAACCCGUUUCCGAUGGUCUUAAUCCCGAAAAGCCUCGUGAUGCACAAGUCGAAAAUUCUGAACCAUUACAAGCCUAUGCCAACACCAAGGCUCUAAAGCAAGAUGCCAAACAGGCCACGGCUGCGGAACACAGCCUUAGUUUCUGGAAAGCUAUAGUUACCUACCGCAAGGCCGUGUUCUGGUCUGUCAUGGUAUCCACGUCAAUCAUAAUGGAGGGUUACGACGUGACACUUAUUGGCAGCUUCUACGCCUAUCCCACCUUCCGAAAGAAAUACGGACACGAUUAUGGAGGGGAGGCAGGCUACCAGCUGUCUAGUGCAUGGCAGGCUGGCCUUUCAGAUAUGGGAGAGAUUGGAAAAAUUAUUGGAGCUAUAUCAAACGGCUAUUUCACUGAUAUCUACGGUCACAGAGCUGUCAUGCUCACCAGCCUCACUGCUCUAACUGCUUCCAUCUUCAUAGUCUUCUUCGCUCCGAACACGCCGGUACUCCUUGUUGGAGAGUUCUUUUGUGGUAUUCCAUGGGGAGUCUUUGCUACUAUGGGCCCUGCAUUUGCUGCAGAAGUCUGUCCUUUAGCUCUACGUGGACAUCUGGCAGCGUUUGUCAAUAUAUGUUGGGUGAUAGGGCAGUUCCUCUCCGCUGCCGUACUAAAAGCAUUAGUGAACAAUACAACCCAGUGGGGCUAUCGGAUUCCAUUCGCUCUUCAGUGGAUGUUUCCGCUUCCACUCGCCAUAACAUUGUGGUUUUGUCCUGACUCGCCGUGGUGGUUGGUGCGUGCGAAUCGUCUAGAUGAUGCUGAGAAGUCACUGCAGCGUCUGUCUAGCAAUGCAGAUGCGGAUGACAUUAGACAGUCGGUUGCGCUGAUGGUCCACACUACAAACCUCGAGAAGGAUAUGCAAUCUGGCGCUACUUACAAAGCUUGCUUCCAGGGAACUAAUCUUCGCCGCACGGAAAUAGCUUGCAUGGCCUUCCUGUCACAAGUCACGAAUGGGGGUGCGCUGGUGUACAGCGCAGUGUACUUUUUUCAACAGGCGGGUAUCAAAACAGAUGCAUCGUUUGCGAUCAAUCUCGGCGGAAAAGGUAUAGCGUUUGUUGGCACGGUGAUAUCGUGGUUUUUCAUCCCAAUAUUUGGACGCAGGACGAUAUAUCUAACGGGAUUUACUAUCCUCGUGUGCGCCUUAUGGAUAAUUGCCAUCCUAGCUUGUGUUCCACAAUUCGCAGCCAUUAAGUUUGUGCAAGCUUCUCUCUGCCUCGUCUGGCUAGGCUCAUACUCAAUGACUGUCGGGCCCAUUGUGUAUACGAUUGUUGCAGAGAUUGGAUCCACGCAACUGCGCACCAAAACGGUCGUCUUGGGGCGGACUACGUACUACAUUGGAAACAUUAUAGGACAGGUCUUGGAACCACAUAUGAUGAACCCAACAGGGUGGAAUUGGAAGGGCAAAACCGCUUUCUUCUGGGGAGCUCUGGCCCUGUUAACUAACAUCUGGGCAUACUUUCGACUCCCUGAGACCAAAGACCGCACUUACGAAGAACUCGAUAUCAUGUUCGACAAAGGGAUUAAGGCAAGACACUUUAGUAAAUACGAGUUCAGGGAUGACGAAGAUUAA
Messenger RNA from Pseudogymnoascus verrucosus, 1620 nucleotides. RefSeq lists its product as uncharacterized. Gene Ontology annotation, molecular function: carbohydrate:proton symporter activity. The record is from RefSeq and is a predicted model, not a curated record. NCBI's taxonomy places the organism in Eukaryota, Fungi, Ascomycota, Leotiomycetes, Thelebolales, Thelebolaceae. Gene Ontology annotation, biological process: carbohydrate transport; transmembrane transport. Gene Ontology annotation, cellular component: membrane. The coding region runs from base 1 to 1620 and encodes 539 amino acids. The transcript has a single exon.